AUGAGUGAUUGGCGUAAAGCAGUUCGCACUCCCAUCUCAUACUCUGUCACUAAUAAUACGCUAAGACUUCAGACACAGUUCGUGACCGUAGUCUCCAUCGCCGGUAUUGUGGUCCUCUUUGUCUUGUAUUCAUUGGUGCCUAAGAGUCGGGUCACUCUGAACGACUCGACACAACACCAACACUUAGACGAUGAUCACCAGCACAUCCAUCACCACAAGGACUGCAACACACGGUCCGCAUAUAACGCCACUUAUCCGCUCUCAAGACCCGAAUACGUGUCCGACGAGAGGAUUAAGUUCAGAAUCGCUGUCAUCACAGACUUGGACACCGACUCCCGCACCGACACUCAGCGCAACGCAUGGAUUAGUUAUUUAUUAAAAGGUUAUCUCAUUUACUAUCCCAACGAAGACUACGUUCAGGUCAAGUGGGAUAAGCGGUCCAUUAGUUUGCAAUCGAGUCUCUCAUCGGAGGGACGAGCCAUGGAGUUGUCGGAACUCAUUGUCUUCAACGGCAAACUCUAUUCAUGUGAUGAUAGGACAGGCGUGUUGUAUGAGAUCCGCGACGAGUCGGCCAUUCCGUGGGUUAUACUUACGGACGGCGACGGAAAUACUCCCAAAGGAUUCAAAUGCGAGUGGCUUUCAGUCAAAGAUCAAACCCUUUAUGUCGGAGGACUGGGGAAGGAGUGGACCUCCACU
Oppiella nova is the source of this 696-nucleotide messenger RNA. NCBI's taxonomy places the organism in Eukaryota, Metazoa, Arthropoda, Arachnida, Sarcoptiformes, Oppiidae. The record is from the annotation of a GenBank genome assembly.